AUAGAAAAUGUCUCGCCGGGCGUCAUGGAAACGCGAACGAGAAGAUGACCGGGGAGAGGAUGAAGAAGAGACAGCUCUGACGAUUUUGAAAGAUUUCUGUGAGGAUACCUCGUGGGGAGGGCUGGGACGAGUUGUUGGUUCCAGUUAUCUAUUUUUUCGUAUCAUCUGGAUGUUGGCAUUUCUUGGAGCAUUUGGUGCUGGAAUCUAUCAGCUGAUUGGCUUAUUCCAGACUUAUCAAAGCAAGCCAAUUAAUACUCGUAUAUCUCUUCAGCAUAGCUCGUCUCUUGAGUUCCCAACUGUCACGUUGUGCAAUUUCAAUAUUCUUCGCAAGUCACUCCUUCAUGAACUCCCAGGCUCCGUGAAAGGUGACGUCGAAAAAUAUACAAAAAAACGUAACUCUACCUCAGCAAAAAAAGCCAAAAAGACUAAAUCUUCACAAGAGGAAGAAGACGAUGGUUUUCCCGAUCCUGAUUCAGCUGAUGAAGAUUAUCAGAAUUCGGAGAAAAUAGCGGCAGCACUUGUAAAGGAGNGUAGUAAAAAAUGCUCUCGGUAUAGGGACCUUUGGCAACAGGACGGGGGGAGGAGCAGUGGGGACAUCAAAAUAAACGAGGAACAGAUCAUAAUUCUUUCUUUGAAAGCUUAA
Messenger RNA from Exaiptasia diaphana, 643 nucleotides. RefSeq names its product degenerin deg-1-like. The record is from RefSeq and is a predicted model, not a curated record. Bases 8 to 643 code for a protein of 211 amino acids. The transcript is spliced from 3 exons. Gene Ontology annotation, cellular component: membrane. NCBI's taxonomy places the organism in Eukaryota, Metazoa, Cnidaria, Anthozoa, Actiniaria, Aiptasiidae. Gene Ontology annotation, molecular function: ligand-gated sodium channel activity. Gene Ontology annotation, biological process: sodium ion transmembrane transport.